ACCAUCGGCUAAACGCCAAAAACGCAACAAGAAGGGAACGCGUGGAUCUAAGGCCAGAGAUCGUCGACACGGAAAUGGCGAGCAAUGCGACCGUGGCAGCGGUGGAUCUCUUGAAAGUUCUGAACUGCCGCAUCCCCGACUACAGUUCCUGCCAUACAGUAACCGAUGGGUCGACUACUGGAACUUGGAGGCAAUGACGUACAGAGAAGCAAUGGAGGACCCGACUUCGUGGUUGGAAGACCAAGAGGUGGAGGAAUACGAGAAAGGAAGGCAGGAGUGGGAGAAAGAUCGUGCAGUAUCCAGCGGUCAACCUUCUCUUCCUCUGACAGAAGAAGCUCUCGAAGAGUAUAUGCUUUCGCAAACCCAUACAACUUGAACUCUUCCCUCCGCCCUUGCUCUCAAGCUCCUCCCCCGUCGUGCCGUCAAACCUCCUCACUGCCUGCAUGCCGCUACGCUCGCUACCCUAUUUUCCCCUCCAGCACCGAACGCCGGUUCAGACUGCUUGGGGUAGUACGAGCUCGCGUGCAUGCAGAGUAUGGAGUGUGUUUGACAGAGAAGGGGGGGAUGGACGAAGACGUGCUGCGGGAAGGAGAGGGCAGUCUUGAAUCCUGUCAGAAGAUCAAUCUUAUGUCGCCAGUUGCCUGACACUCGACCUCUGUUACUCAGUUUGGGUGACGACUCGGCAUUCGAAGACUCGGCAGCAAAGCAGGCAAAUAACUGCGCAAGAGCGCCAACUCUAGGACAUGAAUGCGAUCCUAAUCUCCUGAUCUAGUAUUUCUACCUUCCUAACUUGCUUGCCCCUCCCCAAACCCGGCCUUCCCGCCUGCUCGCCUUCACGACUCCGCUAAGUAUGGGCAGAGCCAACGAUCGAGUGAGGGGAAACACAUGGUUAGCUAAGAAGGAAGUACUGAAGAAUUCUGAUCUGCUUGUCUCGGCUAGGUAAGCUGCGCCGAUCUGCGCUGGAGCAGGGGAGAGGUUGCGUCUCGAUCGUCAUGCGACGGGCGGGCCUCGGGCUUCACGCGCGGGCUUCAUGCCUGCAUUCGCGAACGUGCGACUCCCCUGCUUCGGCCAACUGCC
Dacryopinax primogenitus is the source of this 1077-nucleotide messenger RNA. RefSeq lists its product as uncharacterized. The transcript has 3 exons. NCBI's taxonomy places the organism in Eukaryota, Fungi, Basidiomycota, Dacrymycetes, Dacrymycetales, Dacrymycetaceae. The record is from RefSeq and is a predicted model, not a curated record. Bases 212 to 376 code for a protein of 54 amino acids.